Molecule: messenger RNA, 1225 nt
Organism: Lycium ferocissimum
Lineage: Eukaryota; Viridiplantae; Streptophyta; Magnoliopsida; Solanales; Solanaceae
Product: ankyrin repeat-containing protein At5g02620-like
Exons: 2
Coding region: 196-618 (140 amino acids)
Cellular component (GO): plasma membrane
Molecular function (GO): protein phosphatase regulator activity; protein phosphatase 1 binding
Source: RefSeq, a predicted model, not a curated record
CCUUCAUUACACCUUUGGGAUGCUUCGUGCACCCGACUGCCUUCUUUCUUCUUCUUUUUUGAUUAAUAUUUGACACAUCAUUGUUCGACAUCACUAUUGCAAUGGAAUAAACCACUAUGCGAGGAACCGGACAAAUGGGAUUGCAAUCCACUGCAUUAUGCUGUUAAACAAGGAUUGGAAGGACUAGUUUGUGAAAUGCUGGAGUGGAAGAAAUCCUUAGCCUACAUUCCAGCAGGCAGUGAAAAUGACUGGACGACAACAAUUCACAUUGCAGCCAGUGAAGGUUAUGUGAACAUGAUAAAUGAGCUAUUAAAUCACUGUCCAGAUUGCUGGGAAAUGCUUAACAGCAGUGGCCAAAAUGUUCUUCAUGUUGCCAUGUCAAACAAUAAAAGAAGAGUAGUCAGAUUCUUAUUGAAUUCUAAAUUGUCUCAUAACCUUAUUGACGAGGCGGAUAAUGAUGGCAACACUCCUCUCCAUUUGCUUGCUGCCUCUAAUCGGUUAUCCGUGCCUGUUAAAUUAAGAGGACAUCCAGGUACAAAGAAGAUGUUAUUUAACAAAGAAAACGAGACUCCGCUUGACAUAGUAGUGUCUAACCGAGAGACAACAAACAAGAAGUAGACGAUUCUAUAGCUACUGAAAUUACAUAUUCUUCCAAAAUAGGAGAAAUGGGCAUUCAAGCGGAGGCUCCAUGCUCGAUUGGGACUACGUAACUUCGAGCUAAAAAAGAAGGAACUGCUGGAGCCAAAGGAUGAGGAGUCAAGGGGCAGUAAUACACAACAGACGGAGAACAAACCUUGGAUAAAUAAAAAAUCCAAAUUGGAAAUUAUUAUGAAGGCAACUGAAAUACAUCUAGUAGUGGCCACUCUACUAGUUACAGUUACCUUUGCAGCAGCUUUGACAUUGCCGGGAGGUUUUGAGAGCGAUCCCGAUAGCCGUAAUAAAGGAACGGCAAUUCUAAUAAGGAAAACAGCAUUCCGUGCAUUUGCUGUUUCGAAUGCCAUUGCCUUUACAUGCUCCGCUGGUUCUAUAUUCAGCUACUUCUUCAUUGCACUAAAUGCAGCACAUACAAAGAAGUUAAAAGUUAUAAUUAACCUUUUUGGGGUGGCUAGUUUGUUGCAGCUUCUCGCGAUGUUAGCAGUUGUAAUUGCCUUUGUAACUGGUACAUAUGCUACUUUAGCACAUUCAAUUGGUCUCGCCAUUACUGUCUGUUUCAUCGGUUGCUCUA